GUGAACGGUGGUAGUGGUGGUGGUGCCGACAAGUGAUAUAAUCGUCGUCGUUCUUCCUUUUCUUCUUUUUUAUGCCCGUUGUCGGACUCGCAUGUUUAAUUGUUAACGCACUACGUUUUACCACAAGGAAAUUUUAUUUUUUAAUCUUUAUUUUUUUUUUUGGUUUGAAUAUUUUAAAUUUUACAUGCUCACUAUUCGUGAGUUUAAUUGUAUGAUUAUUUUUUCGUAUUAUCGUUGAGACGCGCACGUACGUCAUACACAUAGAAUUACUAUCAUCGCCGUUGUUGUUGUGUCACUUUUCGCUGUGCACGAACGGACUACGUACCGGAGUCACCCAGUGGCUAUAUUUUCUAGCUGAGUUUUUCCAAUUAUUGAAAAUCUGUUGACCGUCUCGGGGUCGCCAUUACACGUGGCCCAUUGCGUUCGUUUCCAUACCAUCGUAGUAGCAUGAACGUCACGCCGGUCGUGGCGCUGUGCUCAAUGAGUUUGUGAGCGUGUGUUAUCAUACUGUGAAUAUCUGCAGUUUAAUUGUCGCGUCGAAAAGUGAACCGACAUCAGUAAUAGUUACGAGGUAUUCCACGAUUCCAAAUUUGUAGUGUCAACAUUCAUAUCACAUACGACAUAUGGAGACAUUUUCGGAUAUAAUUUGCACUUAACGUUGAACGAGUCGUAUGCAGUGUCCGCUAUGAUGUUGCCGUCGUUCUUCUGUAUGCACCAAUCAAACUACCACACAAACUUGUUUGUUCAAUACGUUUAGACAUAUAUUUGAUAUACUAUGAUAAUGGACACUACGUCGACUGCUAAUAUGGCACAGCAGCAGUCGCCUGCUUAUGGGCUCAUGAAACGUGGGAAACGUGGUGCAGCUGCACUCAUUGCAGCUGAUUGUUGUAAUGCCGCAGCCGAUGCAACUACCAUCCCUCAACAGCAGCAAGAUGAUGGUGGUGGAGAUGCAGCUGCAGCUGAUUCCGCUCUGACCCGUUGUAAGUUACUGGAUGAUAUGUUGGACGUGCUGCUUAAUCCAUAUGAUGCGAUUGGCGAGUGGAAUAAUUUGGACUGGUUACGUUGGUUAAUGGCUGGUGGUAAAACCCUAGAUGAAUUUAGCAGUGCAGUCAAAGUAUAUGACUAUGGUACAUGUUGUGGCCUCGUUUGGACAGCCAAUUAUGUAGCAUAUAGAUGUCGCACUUGCAGUAUAUCUCCUUGUAUGUCCCUGUGUGGAGAUUGUUUUAAGCGUGGUGAUCAUACAGGUCAUGAUUUCAAUAUGUUUCGUUCUCAAGCAGGAGGGGCAUGUGAUUGUGGAGACACAAGUGUAAUGAAGCCUGAUGGGUUUUGUAGUAAACAUAGCAGUACAAUUAAUAUUGAUGGUACUAGCACCAGCAGUAAUAGUGGUUGUAAACAACCUCCUGCCGAUUUAUUGAGGGUAGCUGAGAGAAUAAUGCCAAGACUUUUGUUACGAUUAGUGCAGUAUUUACGUGAAAACAGUAAAAUUGCCGAUUCUAGAACAAGCAAUACCCAUGUACCACCUGGAGGCGUUGCUGGUGCUGGAAUGACAAAUCAGCAACAUAAUUUAUUACUUAUAGACUUGGACCCAUUUUUGGGUAUGCUGCACGACCUUGGUGCCCUUGGAGCUGCUAUGCGACGUGUCAUGACUGUGUCUCUAACCAACGAAAGAAUAUACCGAUGGGCAUGUGAUUAUUACAGUAGCACGGGUAAUUUUGCUAAUUUUGGCAGUGAUUCUAGUCUACAGCAACAACAGCAACAGCAACAACAGACUAUUUAUACUAUAUACACAGAUAAGGUGCGUCGCUAUUAUGCUGAAGCUAUACAUCAAUACACUGCAUCAACAUCAUCGCCGUCAUCAUCAAGCAGUCGUCGACGACGUCGCAGUAACCCAACAAUUGGAGAUGUUAUUCAUGGCAAUAACAGCCUUAGUAAUUCUGAAGACGAGGAUGAUGAUGAUGAGGAUGAUGAAUUUGGACAAGGUGAUUGGCUUGUUGAUGGUCAGAUUAAUAGAAAACGAAAGAACAAACUGAAUCAUUCCAGUUUUUUGCAAGAGAUUGUUUUUUGGACCGUACGAUAUGAGUUUCCUCAAAAAAUGGUCUGUUUUCUGUUGAACAUGUUGCCUGAUGCGGCAUAUAAGGAAGCAUUAACUGAAGCAUUUGUUAUGCACUAUGGAUGUGUUGCUCGUGUUUUGGCAACAACAAGAGACUCAGAUACCCUCUCCAACCAUAUUGUUCACAUUAGCGUCCAAUUGUUUAGUAAUGAAGCAUUGGCCACUCGGAUGGUCGACAAAUUAGGAUUACUCAGAAUAAUGGUAUCAAGCUUAAGGCGUAUGAUGACAAAAAUACUGAUACCUUCAACAUUACAUGAUCCUAUGAAAAACAGACACAGGGUUGUAGAUUGUUCAAAGGCUGUUAUGAAAGAGCAUUGUUAUUGGCCACUGGUUAGCGAUCUAAACAAUGUAUUAUCGCAUAGGCCGAUUGCAGUUAAAUUUAUGUGUGACGACCGUUUAUUGGAUUCGUGGUUUUCAUAUUUGUCAAUGUUUCAAGGAAUGAAUGUUAAUUGUCGAGAGUUGGGUCAUCAUGUUGAAUUUGAACCAAACACUUAUUAUGCUGCUUUUAGUGCUGAACUUGAAGCUAGUGCAUAUCCAAUGUGGGCCAUGCUGUCGCAUCUCACAUCAGCCGACACUUUGGCACUAUCAUCCCGUGUGUUACGCGCUUGUCUCAAACGUCUACGUAAAUGGCUUAUAGAUGUAGGUUACUACUAUAAUCAAGACCAUGGAAAUGUUUGUGGUGGCACUGCUUCCUCUUCUGCUAACUACAAUGCAAGUACUUCCACGUCCAUAAUUCGACGAUUAGAUGAUCGUCAUCAGUUCACUUUUCACCUGCCUUUGCACCGGUAUUUGGCAGUAUUUUUGUGUCAAGCUGUGCGUGCUCAAGGUGCCCGUAUAGAAGACAUUAUUCCACGAAGCAACACAAAUGAUCCAGCAGAUAGAGACUCGUUGUUAAUGGCAAUUGCUGCACACCCUGUACGUGCUCAAUCAGCAUUCUACGAAAUCAUGCAGGGUGCAUGGGUGCGUAAUGGCCUACAAAUUAAAGGCCAAGCUAUGACAUAUAUCCAAUCAAAUUUUUGUAUAUCCAUGGUAGAUGCUGACAUUUAUUUACUUCAACUUUGUCUAUCUGAAUUAUCAGAUGCCAACAUAUUCAUGUCUUUAAUAUUGGAAAAGUUUAAAGUAUAUGAUUGGAUGCAUGUAGUCAAACAUGGCGGAUUACCUCAAGUUAUGGAUUCAGAGGAAUAUGAUGCUGCACCUAGUAUGGAAGGUUUAUUAGUUUUCCUUGCCACUUUAAUAGGUGUCCGUACCAAUUUAUGUUCCGAUGAAGAUUAUGAUUAUUGUCAGUCACAAUUAGAAAUGGUAACAUUAUUAUGUGUUUCUGAUAAAACACACAGCCAGUUAAUGGAAUUAAUGCCUGAACGCUGCGGUGGUAUUCAAACUAGCGCCACAACUACCACAAGUCCUAUAAAUACCAGUGGUGACGGUGCAUCUCGAAAUCCCCCCUCCCUUGACCAAGAAUCUCCACCAGCUAUGCGUGAUUUUGAAACUGUAUUACAAGCUGUGGCUGAGUAUAAGAGACCUCAAUUUGAAGCAUCUGGUAACAUGCAACAAGGACUCUAUGUGCCUUUAGCACAUGUCUGGCAAAAACUGUACGACCCAGUGCAUGUGCUUUUGAGAGCUGUACAUAGACGUGAUUUCCAAUCAUCCAUGGACCGUUAUACAACAUUCAUGCGUACUAUUGGAUUAUUGAAACAAAAUCAAAAUACUUGGCCUCCGUAUAGGAUGCCACAAAAACACCAUCCAGCAUAUCGCAAUCCUUGCAGAGCACUGUUAUCUAAGUUAUUUCACGCUGUUGUCUGGCAUUGUCUAUACCGUUCAGCAGUUUACCGAGAUAUUAGUGAACAUACACUCAGUCUAUUGGUCUAUCUUCUAGACCAGGCGUGGAUAUGUUAUAGUAACUCUCCCGUUGACAAUACGACAUCUAAUAAUCGACAACAACCAAUGGAUACAGAUCCUCCAGCUAAGCAGUCUGCAUCGACAUCUUCAGCAGCUUCAACUGGAGAAUGUUUCUAUGAAAGCGUUAAUACCAAAAGCUGUCCAAAAAGAAAGAUCAAAAUAACCGUAGCAGAUGCUAGUAAUUCUGACAGUGAAACAGCUAAUGCCAAAGAAACAACACUCCUAUUAUUGAAUCGUUGGUAUGAUCAUGACGAUUUGGCACACAAUUUGUGCACUACUAUUACACAUGUUGAAUUGCCACCACCAUACUACCAUUAUUUUUUUGGCGAAGAAGCAACUAAUGCUUCUUCUAAUGCAACAGCUGCCUCAACAAUGGCAACCAAUUUAUUUGAUUAUUUCACAUCGUCUGUAGCAGCAGCUGCUUCGGUGGCUAGCUCUUCAUCACCAAUAACAGUUUCUCAUAAUUUAGAACCUGGUAACUCACAACAACAGCCUAAUGUUGUUCCAUCUUUGGCUACAAUAGCUGGCAACGAAAUACCUCUUGCUAGUUCAUCUAUUCCUACACGUUCACCUUUUUAUAGCUUAAAUGCUGCAGCAGCUGCUACAUCUUCUACAAUGGCAGAUUCUGCGUUGAAUCGUGUUAAACAACGUUUACAAUUCUUACGCCCUCCUCCACCAAAAACAGAUUCACCUACACAUGAGCAGCAUCAGUCAUCAUCGUCCUCGUCAUCGUCAUCGUCAGAUAUACCAGUUAUUAUUGAUCUUACUAUACCUGAAUUUCCGUUUGAGGCUAUUCCAAAUAACGAUAAUGAAUCAUCAAUAUUGGGAGUUGAUAGAAAUCAGAUGGUAAUAGAAGUUGAUGACCAACAAAAUUCAUUAGUGUGUAUAAAUGAGAGUAUCAUUUCCUUACUUUUAAAAUUGCACUCUCAGUUGUCGGGUGAACCAGAUUCAUAUCAACUGCCUAUAAUUUCAUCGCAUCCAACCACUUCUAGUAAUUUAAUUGAUGAGGCCAAGACAAACCAAUCAACAUCAGAAAAUGAUAAUAUCAAAGAAGAAGUACCACCGUGUGGUGAUGGGGCAUUUUUUGUGGGUCGUUUAUUAGAUAGGAUAGCUAAGGGGUCGUCAUCAUGUUAUGAUUGCAUAUUGCGUACUAGAGUGGCAUUAUGGCCAAUAGCAGUGGUAAUGCGUGAAACAGCUUCAAGGGAUGAUGAAGAGCGUGAGCGACGGGAACGUAAACGCCGGGCUCGUGACAAGCAACAGCAAAUGAUGGAAGAAAUGGCACGAGCGCAACGGGCAUUCCUUGAAAGUGCACGCCGCUCUGGGGAUCUAGAUUCUACUGAUACACAAUCACAAUCUACCAGUGCAACUAAUACAAAUAUGGAAUGUGACGUACCGGCUCCUACUGUGGAGAUAUCUACUUCGACUACUUGUAGUAAUGAAGCCUCUACAUCAACGUUAGCAAAUACUAUAGUUGAACUAGAUGAAAACAGUAGUAGUAGUAAUAGUACAACAACAACCACAAAAGAAUCGACUACCCAUAUUCGCGGACCUGAUCAACAUGAAGCUACAUUGACUGUGGAUUGUGUGAUUUGUAAUCAGACUGUGAUAGUACAAAUAGAACAACAGCGUCAAGAUCCAGUAGGACUAGUGAUAUUAGUUCAAGGUACUAACGUUUUAGCACAUAGACGACAUAUUGUUUCACAACCAAUAGAGUCAACCAAUCAAUACAAUGCCAGUAAUAGCAAUACUACCGAGUAUCAUCAACAACAACAACAAGACACAGAAAAAGCCACGGGUCUCACAAAUAGUAAUAAUGUUGAAAACAAAUGUGUAGUCAAGAAUGAACAAAAUUAUUAUCAUUAUUGGCCUUCUUUACCACCGUUGAAUUCACAGCAACAUCACCAGCAAUCUACAUCUGUAAUCAAUGACUCUAAGUCACAGCAACAACAUAAUCAACCAAUAGUGACAACAAUUGCUGAUAAUUACGAUGCAACUACAUAUGCAUCACAUUCUGACCGCCGCAAACGUCUAAUGUCACAAUAUUUUAACAACUUGGAUAAGGCUGAUUUUGAAGUUGGAUCCCUUACAACUACUACUAGUGCUACUCCAGUUGGUGGCAAUGUCCAUGUACAGACUUGUGGCCAUCACUUACAUUUGAGGUGUUGGAGUUCAUAUCUGGCAUCAUUACGUGGUGCUCAGCGUUUUAAUUCAGACCGUGGUGAAUAUAGUUGUCCACUUUGUCGGCAAUUAGCUAAUUCCUUAAUGCCAUUAAUACCAGAAGUUGCUAUUGAUCAAAACCAGCAACAACGUGGCUGUGCCCCUUAUAACACUAUUAAUACCCCAAGUGCUAUGUCUGAUGCUAUGAGCAAACUGACAGAACUAGUCAAACAGCAAGAAUAUGAAUCACCGAAUCCAGAACAAUCUAGUGAUGCGGUUUGCUGCAGUGAAACAUCAACUUCAGUUUUUAUCGGCGAUACAGAGAACAUUGUUAAUCGACAUCCUUUGCAUCAGAAUGUUCAUCACCAUCAUUUUAAUGAUGAUGAUUAUUUUCUGAUACAGGACCAAGUACAUGACAUUAGUCCUGCUGGUGGUGCAGAAGAUGGAAUUGGUGGCAAUGGAGGAGAGGGUGAAGAGUUAGAAAGUGGAGAAGAUCCUUUGUUGAAUGCUGUUAAUAGAUGUGUGAGUGAUAUGAUUACUACAACGGUAGUUACAGCAGCAGCUCAAACUGUAUCAUUGCCACAUACAUUAUUGACAUCAACUCAACGAGAAAAAAUGUACAAGGUAAGAUGGCAUAGUGUUGUAUCUGUCGCUUGGACGAAUAUCCAAGUGGAAUUGGUGCAGCGUAACAACAGUCUUAUAGAACAACUGCAGCAAGAACAGUCAUCAUUACACCGCGGUAAUAAUUAUUAUCGUCACCUCAAUUUGUUUUCUGCUACUGCAGUUAAUGCUACAGAUAUCAAUGGUAGCAAUAAUUAUUACAACAUGCUGCCCAAGCGCAAUUGUAUAGCACCAUUGUUGAAAGUGUUGCGUGUGAGCGCUCGAUCGCUGAUGGCCAAAUACCAGACACCUGAUUAUAAUCCCAUUAGUGAUGUUUGGCACAAAUUAAUCGGGUGCGAACAGCCAAGAAAACAGUUAAGCAAUACUUAUCCACCAUUAUUAAUGCGUGAUCCAUGCUCCGUACUCUUACAACUUGUGUUGUUAUUACCUUCACUAGACCGCGAUUUGUUUGAUACUUUAAUCAAACUCACAUACAACAUGCAACUGUAUGUGGCCGCAUUAAAAGUCGCAUCCACGUGGAAUCGUAACUGUAAAUUUAACCGUCAACUUUAUCACCGCCGACGACAUUACAGUAGUCUCAAUACAAGACAAAUGUCAACAAGAAAUGAAGAAAGAACUGAUGAAAGCACUAGUGUUCAAAUGGAUUUAGAUGAUGGAUGCAAUAAUAAGCUAUCAUCGUUAUCAAUGGAUAUUACCGAAGUUGACAAUACACUAUCACUGACACCCUUAUUUUCACAAGUUGUAGCCUUGGCCAAAACUAUAGUGUUUUUGUCGGAUGACGAUGAAACUGAAAUAGUCAACAUCGGUUCAAUAGUAAAUAAUGAUGACGAAUUCAUGAUGCACCAAGAAGAAGAGGGUGUUGAAAAUAUUGUUAGUGAUAACAAACUUGAUAGGUCAAUAGACACCUCAGAAGAUGAUGGUGAAAUAAUAUUGUCGCUAGAAUCUUACGGCAGACGAAGUACAUUGCCAUUUUUGCGGUUUGCCGCUCUUUUGAAAAAAUAUAUUAACAGUGAUGAUGAUGAUAAUCUAGACGACCAUUCUGAGUUAACAUUAUCAUCGUCGCAACUAAAUAACUUGAAUGUAGAACAGAACAAACAAAGAGAACAACUAUUGGAUAGCCAAGAAAUUUCUCCGCCACUGGCCGAAGUUAACUGUAAUGUGGAUUUUUCAACUUCAAACGAUCUUCACCAUCAUCAAAAUUGGUCAAAAGACGAUUAUGAAUAUCUAAUUCUCGCCCGGUAUUUAAAACUGUUAAACAAUAACGAAGAUGCACAUGAGGUCAGUGAUCAUUGUGAAGAAAGCUAUAACUACAAUUGUUCAUACAUUGAACAUAAUGACGAUCAAAACCAGAAAAAUUGUGAAAAAAGACAACAUAUGCCAUUGCAGCCACCAUCUGCCAUGGAAGCUGUCAUAUGGCCACAAUGGUCGUAUUCUACCAAUGAUAAAAAUAAUAAAAUUUCAACAACUAUUUCUCGUACUUGGCUGACAUCUUUUCGAGAAUCAUUGACGACCAAAAUACCUAAAGCCACUAUCAUCGGUGAAAAUACUACUACCAUAGUUUCUUCUGCAGCUGCUGAAAUCGACCCUAAUUCUAAAGCCACCACUUCAGCUAAUAUCAUAAUGGCCGCACGUAUGUUACUUUUUGCUGACUGUUGUGAUGGUGGUGGUGUUAGUGAUGACACUAGAGCUGGUAUCAUAGAUAGCAGCCGUAGUUUGUUCCCACCAAUCACUUGGACGGGGCCUCGAUUGUUGAAGCUGCCACAUCUGUAUGACGAAGUUUUCCAGUACUACCAUGGCAGGGCCUGUCAUCGGUGUCAUGGCGUGCCACGAGAGACGAGUGUGUGCUUGGUUUGUGGUACCGUGGUAUGCCUGAAAGAAAAUUGUUGCAAAACAAAUCACAUUUAUGAAGCAGUACAACACUCGUUGGAAUGUGGCGGCGGUACGGGUAUGUUCUUGGUUGUGACUUCCAGCUCCGUUGUAGUAAUUCGUGGAAAACGGGCAUGUCUUUGGGGGUCUGUGUACCUGGAUGCAUUUGGUGAAGAAGAUCGUGAACUCAAACGUGGAAAACCGUUAUAUUUAAGUGCGGAACGGUACAGACUGUUGGAACAUCAGUGGUUGGCACAUCGAUUUGACCACACUAAUAAGAAAUGGGUAUGGCACAGAGAUGCGUUGUAAAUAUUACGAAGAUAACAGUAAUGAUAAUGGCUUUGAUAAUAUACACAAUGUUAUUUGAAUUAGUAGUUUUAAUAAUAGUCUAACAAGCAACGGCAACUGGUGUCAUUACCAUUUCUUAAAUAAUGUUGUGAUAUAUUUCUUAUUCUAAAACCUUGAUGGUAUAUUGUGUUGUAAACAAUUUUUUAUAAUUAUUGUUAUUAUUUACGUAUGAACUAUUAUUAUUUUUAUUACUUUAACUAUUUUACUCCAAUUACAAUUAUAUUAAAAACAAUUAUGUAUAUAAAACAUGUUUAUUUAUGUGAAUUUAUCAUUAAUUAUUAUGUUGUGUGUAUGUAUGUAACAUAGCAUCAGUUCUAUAUUAUCUUAAUUAAUAUACAUAUGUAAUAGCUACAUAUUUGUGCGCCGUGUUUACUUAUCUAUUAUUAUUAUUAUAUAUUUGUUUUUUGUUGUUGUAGAAACUAUACAACUGUCAACUGUAUCAUGAAACCUAUGUAUACAUUUGAAUAAUAUAUAUUUAAUAAUAACAAUAAUAAUGAUGUAGAAUGUACAACGACUUUUUAUACAUAAAGAUUAUUUGUCAUAUUUUAGUGUGUUCCCUAAAUUAAAUCUAAGUAUUGACAUAUUAAUGUGUGGGAGAUUUAAGAGACCUAACUGAAUGCUUGUAUGUUUAGGUGGGUAAUCAACCCUUUCCACAUUUGUAUUUAUUUAUCUGUGAUAGGAAAUAAAAUAAUUUUCUUCAUAGAUUUAUAUUAUUAUUUAAAUGUAAAAAAUAUUAUUGUCAUUUUUGUAGUCAAAUGCACUGAUAUUAUUGGAGAUAUGAUAAUUUGUGUACUCAUAUUGAACUGAAAAUAUUAAAAUACCCUGAACUAACCAAAUA
Molecule: messenger RNA, 9836 nt
Organism: Acyrthosiphon pisum (pea aphid)
Lineage: Eukaryota; Metazoa; Arthropoda; Insecta; Hemiptera; Aphididae
Gene: Ubr3
Product: Ubr3 ubiquitin ligase
Exons: 23
Coding region: 776-8959 (2727 amino acids)
Biological process (GO): protein ubiquitination; ubiquitin-dependent protein catabolic process via the N-end rule pathway
Cellular component (GO): cytoplasm; ubiquitin ligase complex
Molecular function (GO): zinc ion binding; ubiquitin protein ligase activity
Source: RefSeq, a predicted model, not a curated record